AUGGAGAAAAGUGGUUCUCUUUUUAGGAAUAGGAGGUUGGAGAGCUUUCUAAACACAAGCUCUAAUCCAACUGUGAAAGAAGCACCAAAAGUUUUGGUCAAAGAGGAGGCAGGGCAACGGCCGAGGGCCUCCGCCACUGCUGACGUUUACGUCGACGACGACGGAUGGCUUCCGACAUUGAUAUCGGUUGUGAGAAUUGUAGUAUGUUUUGUGUCAAUGAUGUUUACAACAUUCAUAUGGGCGUUGAUCAUGAUUUUGCUCUUGCCAUGGCCUUAUGAGAGGGUUAGGCAAGGGAAUGUGUACGGCCAUGUGACUGGAAGAAUGUUGAUGUGGAUUCUUGGUAAUCCUAUAAAGAUUGAAGGCGCUGAGUUCUCUAAUGAGAGGGCAAUUUAUAUCUGCAACCAUGCUUCUCCUAUAGAUAUUUUCCUUAUAAUGUGGUUGACUCCCACAGGCACUGUUGGCAUUGCAAAGAAAGAGAUAAUAUGGUAUCCGUUGUUUGGACAACUUUAUGUUUUGGCCAAUCACCUUCGUAUUGAUCGAUCCAACCCGACAUUGGCCAUUGCAUCUAUGAAAGAGGCUGCUCGUGCCGUGGUGAGAAACAACCUUUCUUUAAUCAUAUUUCCGGAGGGCACCAGGUCGAAGAAUGGACGCCUGCUCCCAUUCAAAAAGGGCUUUGUUCAUUUGGCGUUGCAGUCGCGCCUCCCAAUCGUUCCUAUGGUCUUUACAGGCACACAUCGCGCGUGGAGGAAGGGCGGCUUACAUGUUCGACCAGCUCCAAUAACUGUCAAGUAUCUCGAGCCAAUACCAACACAUGAUUGGACGGCUGAUAAGAUUGACGAGUACCUCAAAAUGAUGCAAGAUUUAUAUGUCAAACACCUCCCGGAGUCUCAACGCCCUCUUCCAUCAGAAACUCCUAGAAUUAGUUCCAAGUCAUAGUUGAGGUACCUAUUUACAAUCAUCUAGGGGGUGUUUGGUACGAGGAUUCGUGUCAUGAUUUGUGACUCGUUACAGUG
Messenger RNA from Morus notabilis, 1013 nucleotides. Its product is annotated as 1-acyl-sn-glycerol-3-phosphate acyltransferase. Bases 1 to 936 code for a protein of 311 amino acids. The record is from RefSeq and is a predicted model, not a curated record. The transcript is spliced from 5 exons. Gene Ontology annotation, cellular component: membrane; endoplasmic reticulum. Gene Ontology annotation, biological process: phosphatidic acid biosynthetic process. Gene Ontology annotation, molecular function: 1-acylglycerol-3-phosphate O-acyltransferase activity. NCBI's taxonomy places the organism in Eukaryota, Viridiplantae, Streptophyta, Magnoliopsida, Rosales, Moraceae.